This is a messenger RNA of Diachasma alloeum, 662 nucleotides long. RefSeq lists its product as uncharacterized. The record is from RefSeq and is a predicted model, not a curated record. The annotation marks the transcript as partial. Gene Ontology annotation, molecular function: nucleic acid binding. The transcript has a single exon. NCBI's taxonomy places the organism in Eukaryota, Metazoa, Arthropoda, Insecta, Hymenoptera, Braconidae.
AUGACAACGUCUUACCAUCCCCAAGCAAAUGGUCUCGUCGAAAGGCUACACAGACACCUCAAAGCAGCGUUACGAUGCCACGGGGAGGCCUGGUACGACGCAUUAUCUACGGUGCUCCUCGGACUGAGAACCGCAUGGAAAGAAGACAUCCAGACAACACCAGCCGAGUUGACCUAUGGAGAGUGCAUUCGUGUGCCUGGAGAAUUUUUGGCCUCAUCAAAUGACAGAAUCACAGCGCCAUCACUGGUAAAAAGGCUUCGAGCUCACUUCCGCAAUGUCGCACCUGUACCAAUAUCACGACACGGAACGCGAGCCACCUUCGUCUUCAAAGACCUCUCGACAUGCACUCGAGUGUUCGUACGUACGGACAGUCUCCACAUGGCGUAUGGAUCACCAUACACAGGUCCAUACAGAGUGGUCAGCAGAAAUGACAAAUACUUUGUCAUUUGGUUUCGAUCAGGGGGACUCGGAAACUACAAAAACACUCCCAUCUCUAUCGAUCGACUGAAGUCUGCAUACAUCUUGCCAGAGGACCUACAACAAUUGCCAGAGCAACAACCGCCAACCGAGCAACGACAGGACGAGCUUCGAGAUGAACCAACACCAUCUACCAGCGCUCGCACUACUGCUCCACCCACGAGCACCAGCAAAAGACCAAAACG